AUGGCUACCCAGUCCACCAUCCGAUCCAUCAAGUCGGUCGUGCCUCUGCUCGACCGCGUGCUUGUGCAGCGCUUCAAGCCCGAGACCAAGACCUCGUCUGGUCUCUUCCUCCCCUCCUCCGCCGCCUCGUCGCCCCUCCCCGAGGCUAGCGUGAUCGCCACCGGCCCCGGCGCCCCCGACAAGGACGGAAAGAUCGUCCCCACCUCGGUCAAGAACGGCGACAAGGUCCUCCUCCCAUCCUGGGGCGGAAACUCGAUCAAGGUCGGCGAGGACGAGUACCUCCUCAUCCGCGACUCCGAGAUCCUCGCCAAGAUCAACGAGUAA
Moesziomyces antarcticus is the source of this 324-nucleotide messenger RNA. Its product is annotated as hsp10-like protein. The coding region runs from base 1 to 324 and encodes 107 amino acids. Lineage: Eukaryota; Fungi; Basidiomycota; Ustilaginomycetes; Ustilaginales; Ustilaginaceae. Gene Ontology annotation, cellular component: mitochondrial matrix. The transcript is spliced from 2 exons. The record is from RefSeq and is a predicted model, not a curated record. Gene Ontology annotation, molecular function: protein folding chaperone; metal ion binding; protein-folding chaperone binding.